Messenger RNA from Galeopterus variegatus (Sunda flying lemur), 3301 nucleotides. It is a transcript of the gene IL1RAP, whose product is annotated as interleukin 1 receptor accessory protein. Gene Ontology annotation, biological process: signal transduction. The coding region runs from base 99 to 2156 and encodes 685 amino acids. Gene Ontology annotation, molecular function: interleukin-1 receptor binding; interleukin-1 receptor activity. The record is from RefSeq and is a predicted model, not a curated record. Lineage: Eukaryota; Metazoa; Chordata; Mammalia; Dermoptera; Cynocephalidae. The transcript is spliced from 11 exons.
GCUGUGCUGUGGCCGGAGGCGCGGUCAGAAGCGGUGCCGAGCGCCCCUGCGCCCAUCCCUGCCGCUUUCGCUGCGCCCGAUUUGCUUCCCAAGAAAGGAUGUCCAGACUUGUGUGGUGCAUGAUGAGUCUCUGCUUCCAUGGGAUCCUGCAAAGUGAUGCCUCAGAACGCUGUGAUGACUGGGGACUAGAUACCAUGAGGCAAAUCCAAGUGUUUGAAGAUGAGCCAGCUCGCAUCAAGUGCCCACUCUUUGAACACUUCUUGAAAUAUAACUACAGCAUGGCCCAUUCAGCUGGCCUCACUCUAAUCUGGUAUUGGACUAGGCAGGACCGGGACCUUGAGGAGCCAAUUAACUUCCGCCUCCCUGAGAACCGUAUCAGUAAGGAGAAAGAUGUGCUCUGGUUCCGGCCCACUCUCCUCAACGACACAGGCAACUAUACCUGCAUGUUAAGGAACACCACAUAUUGCAGCAAAGUUGCAUUUCCCCUGGAAGUUGUUCAAAAAGACAGCUGUUUCAAUUCCCCCAUGAAACUCCCAGUACAUAGACUGUAUAUAGAAUAUGGUAUUCAGAAGGUCACUUGUCCAAAUGUAGAUGGAUACUUUCCUUCCAGUGUCAAACCAACCAUCACUUGGUAUAUGGGCUGUCAUAAAGUACAGAAUUUUAACAAUGUAAUACCUGAAGGCAUUAACUUGAGUUUUCUCAUUGCCUUAAUUUCAAAUAACGGAAAUUACACAUGUGUUGUUACAUAUCCAGAAAAUGGACGUACUUUCCACCUCACCAGGACUCUGACUGUAAAGGUGGUAGGAUCUCCAAAUGAUGCAGCGCCUCCCAACAUCUAUUCACCCAAUGAUCACGUGGUCUAUGAGAAAGAACCUGGAGAGGAGCUACUCAUCCCUUGUAAAGUCUAUUUUAGUUUCCUGAUGGAUUCUCGCAAUGAGGUUUGGUGGACCAUUGAUGGAAAAAAGCCCGAUGACAUCACCGUUGAUGUCACCAUUAAUGAAAGUGUAAGUUAUAGUAGAACAGAAGAUGAAACAAGAAUUCAGAUUUUGAGCAUCAAGAAAGUAACCCCCGAGGACCUCAAGCGCAGUUAUGUCUGUCAUGCUAGAAAUGCCAAAGGGGAAGUUGACAAAGCAGCCAAGGUGAAACAGAAAGCUCCAGUAUACACAGUGGAACUGGCAUGUGGUUUUGGAGCCACGGUCCUGCUGGUGGUGAUUCUCAUUGUUGUUUACCAUGUUUACUGGCUGGAGAUGGUCCUAUUUUACCGGGCUCAUUUUGGAACAGAUGAAACCAUUUUAGAUGGGAAGGAGUAUGAUGUUUAUGUAUCCUAUGCAAGGAAUGCAGAAGAAGAGGAAUUUGUAUUACUGACCCUCCGUGGAGUUUUGGAGAAUGAAUUAGGAUACAAGCUGUGCAUCUUUGACCGAGACAGUCUGCCUGGGGGAAAUACGGUGGAAGCAGUUUUUGAUUUCAUUCAGAGGAGCCGAAGGAUGAUUGUUGUCCUGAGCCCAGACUAUGUGACAGAAAAGAGCAUCAGCAUGCUGGAAUUUAAACUGGGUGUCAUGUGCCAGAACUCCAUUGCCACCAAGCUCAUUGUGGUUGAAUACCGUCCCCUUGAGCAUCCACACCCAGGCAUCCUGCAGCUGAAGGAGUCUGUAUCUUUUGUGAGCUGGAAAGGAGAAAAGUCUAAACAUUCUGGCUCCAAAUUCUGGAAGGCCUUGCGGUUGGCUCUUCCCCUGAGAAGUCUGAGUGCCAGCUCUGGCUGGAAUGAGAGCUGUUCUUCCCAGUCUGACAUCAGUCUGGACCACGUCCAAAGAAGAAGUCGUUUGAAAGAGGCCCCAGAAUUGCAGAGCUCAGGGAGGGCUGCAGGUGCCCCUCCAGCCACAGGCACAAUGUCCAAGCACCGAGGGAAGCCCUCUGCAGCCUGUCGCUGUUGUGUCACCUACUGUGAAGGAGAGAGUCACCUUAGGAGCAAGAGCCGGGCAGAGAUUCAUAACCAGCCUCAGUGGGAGACACACCUCUGUAAGCCUGUUCCCCAAGAGUCAGAAACCCAAUGGAUACAAAACGGCAGCAUUUUGGAACCCCCUGAUCCCCAGAUCUCAGCCCUUGCUCUUCACCAUUUCACAGAUUUAUCCAGUAACAAUGACAUUUAUAUCCUAUAAUUACUGUGUGUGGUGGGUGGUGGCUGUUAUCUCUACCUACACUCUUUAUGUCAUGAACCUAUGGGGAUAGCUGACAUUUUUAUCAUCUAAUGGACUAUCAGAUUUGUGUCCUUUUUAUUGAUUUUUAAAAACUAUUUAUUUCUAGGAGACAAAAGACCUGAAGGACCUGAAUCCAGAAUUAUUGCCUCUAACGGCCUCAGAAGAGCACACUCUUCUUGGGCCCUAGAAGGUCAGUAUGUGAAAGUUGCCUAGAGUCUUACUCUCUAUCUUGCCCCAUGGUUUAGAACUGAGCUCAGAAUUUAAAUGUUUUCUAUGUUGAGUCAGUCAGGUGUACUUAGGCUAUGACACUUAAAGGGUGUAUAUAUAUCCCAAGGGAGCAUCACAGAAAGGAGUUGGUUCUGGUGGAAGCUGUAGGACUAAGCUCCACAAAAAACCUAUAGCACGUUUCCCCUCAAAGAACCAAACAUACCCACCCAGGGAUAUGUUAUCUCUAUCUCAAUGUAAAUUAGUGUUCUCUAAACUGCCCGAUGUUGUUAGCAUCAAUAAAGUUAUAUUUUUAUGCCAUUUCAUUUGUACUAACAAAUUUUUACUUCCCUCUCUUCCUUCUGCCUUUUAUGCUUUUUGAAUUAAUAUCUGAAGAGUAUUUCAUUUCAGGAUGUUGAGAUUUGGUUUAGGUUCCAGGAAAGCUGAGGUGUCUCUUUAUUUUCUUUCUGACGUAUAUUGGGAGAGAUCUGGGAAGGAACCAAAAAACAGUAAGAAAGUGUUUUAAAUGAAUUAGAAGUUUACGCAAAUACCUCAUUAUAUUUUUAGAACUGACAGCUGAAAAAUUCAGUAUUGUAAGGGAUGUAGCAUAGAGUUUGGUGCCUGAAUCCCUUUUUCCUAUUGAGGAUGCUGAUAAGGGAUAGUAAAUUCAAGUGCCUACAAGGAUCAGAAGAUAAGAAAAAAGAGAAAAGGGGGCAAUAUGCAAGCCUAAUACACAUGCAUUGUGUCUAAGUACCCAUGUGUACAAGGAAGUAAUCACAGAUAAGUAGUUCUUUUCUGUAAACAUUUUCACACAAUCAUAAAAGAACAUUGCAUUUGAUUCUCAGUUUAGGGAGAUGAUAGGGAUCAUUAGGCCUGCAGGUAACUGAAGAGCACACAUUUCU